AUGGAGGGAGCGUCGCGCCUCGCGUUGGAGGGCGCGGAGGUGUCGCCGGGAGAGCUUGUGCGCCGUGGUGGCGCUCCGUCGGCGAGAGGAGCGGCGUAUCACGCGCCUGAGGGGUCGGAGGGCCAUCGCCGGCCUGCGCGGUUGCGAGCCGAGGGCCGCGGCAUCGCCUCGGUCUUCCACGCCGCGUCGCGGAGCACCGAGGCUGCCGUCUGCGACUUGCGCAGUGGGAGGGCGUGUAGCCAAGCACAACGCCAGGGCCGAUGGCCACGGCACGCCGAGAGGAGCACCGUCGGGCCGAGGGCUGCUGCAUGCUCCUCGCUGGGAGCCCCGUACCUCACUUGGAAGGCGUGGCGCCAUGGGCGUGCACGCUGGGCAUCGCCGCGGUCGCGCGUUAAGCGGCCGCUUGCUGCCUUGCGCGGAGGCCGAGCCGCCUCGUUUCCGUCGCGGCAGGCGAAACCGGUGGUUCCGGUGUCCAAGUCCAGCGCGGGGCCGAGGUCAGACCAAUCUGAUGAUGUCGUUGUUCAUGUCCUUGAUGGCAAGAUGGCAACGAGCGGCACCACCAGUCCAGCGAGAUGGAAUCGAAGUGACAGUUAGAGACCGAGAGAUUUGUCGUCGUGGCCGUGCACGGCGCGAGGCUGCCGAUUGGAAGCGCUUUCGCCGGGCUGAGGACCGCCGCGCCACCACGCCGAACCAACGGCUGUAGCCGCCGAACUCGCAGGCGAUCGAUGCUGCAGCCAGGAGCCGUGGCGCUGACGGAAUCGCUCCGCCAGGAGCCGUCUCGCAGAUGGAAUCGCUCCGCCGGGGAGCGUGCUGAUAACGUGUUUUGAUUAGAGAACAAGAGAAUAGACACAGAGAUGUAAAUGAACAGUCGUUUACUUUAUUAUGAUGUGAUCACACA
Triticum aestivum (bread wheat) is the source of this 898-nucleotide messenger RNA. RefSeq lists its product as uncharacterized. The record is from RefSeq and is a predicted model, not a curated record. NCBI's taxonomy places the organism in Eukaryota, Viridiplantae, Streptophyta, Magnoliopsida, Poales, Poaceae. Bases 1 to 594 code for a protein of 197 amino acids. The transcript has 2 exons.